AUGGGGUCCGCGUCCUCGGCGUACCGAAUGAUCUACUUGGACGUCGAUGGCAGGAUCCAGAAGGUUGUGUUCAGCCGCUUCUGCAGCCCCUGUGACAUCAAGGAAUUGUUCUGCACGGCGCUUGGAGUCCCCAGGAACAUGAACAUUUGCCUUCUGGAUGUGACGGGGGCCAUGGUGUCCAUCGACCCCACUAUGCCACACAACUCUGAGAGGUAGUGUCAGAAGGGAGUGGGACACAGCUCUCUAGGAGGAGAUAAAGAGGAGCUCUUCCAGAAUGUACUGACUCAGGUGGCAGAGCAGUUUUCCAGGGCAUUCAAAAUAAACGAGCUGAAGACCGACGUGACAAACCGCCUGGCCAUGCUGGAGAAAAGAGUGGAGUUGGAGGGGUUGAAGGUGGUGGAGAUUGAGAAGUGUCGCAGUGACAUUAAGAAGCUCCGGGAAGAGAUGGCCUCCAGGAACAACAGCAGCUUCCUUGAUGAGAAUAAGAAGCUAACACCCCGCAGAGAUGUGCCUUCCUAUCCUAAGUACCAUCUGUCCCAGGAGACGAUGGAGGCUCUGAGGAAGCCGGUCUUCGAUGUCUGGCAGUGGGAACACAAUGAGAUGCUGAGCUGCCUGGAGCACAUGUACCAUGACCUCGGCCUGGUCAAGGACUUCAACAUCAACCCCAUCACCUUGAAGAGGUGGCUGCUCUGUAUCCAUGACAACUACAGGAACAAUCCCUUCCACAACUUCCGCCACUGCUUCUGUGUCACACAGAUGAUGUACAGCAUGAUAUACCUCUGCAGUCUGCAGGAGAAGUUCACACAGGUGGACAUUCUGAUACUGAUGACCGCUGCUGUGUGCCACGACCUGGAUCACCCCGGUUACAACAACACGUACCAGAUCAAUGCUAGGACAGAGCUAGCAGUGCGCUACAAUGACAUCUCUCCUCUGGAGAACCAUCACUGCGCCGUGGCCUUCCAGAUCUUCUCCCAGCCCGACUGCAACAUCUUCUCCAACUUCGACCCCGAGGCCUUCAAGCAGAUACGGCAGGGAACAAUAACGCUGAUCCUGGCAACGGACAUGGCCCGGCAUGGCGAGAUCCUGGACUCCUUCAAGCAGAAAGUGGAUAACUUUGACUUCAGCAAUGAGGAGCACGUCACCUGUCUGAAGAUGGUGCUGAUCAAAUGCUGCGACAUCUCAAAUGAGGUACGUCCCAUGGAGGUGGCUGAACCUUGGGUGGACUGCCUACUAGAGGAGUAUUUCAUGCAGAGUGACAGGGAGAAGUUAGAGGGACUCCCGGUUGCCCCCUUCAUGGACAGGGAAAAGGUCACCAAGCCCACCGCCCAGAUCGGGUUCAUCAAAUUUGUCCUCAUCCCUAUGUUUGAGACCGUCAUGAAGCUGUUCCCCCAGAUUGAGGAGGUGAUGGUGCAGCCUCUGAGGGAGUCCCGGGACAGGUACGAGGAGCUAAAGCAGAUCGACGACGCCAUGAACGAGGUGCAGAAAAAGAAAAGUGAGAAUUUAACCAUGGGUGGGAAGAAGAAAUAAGGGAUUUGGAGGGAAGACUUGCCAGAGCUUGGAACCAGUGAACGUGAGUUUCUCUGCUAUAGUGGAUACUCAGCAUGGAAGACGAUGAACUCAGGGCCGGGGGGAGCAGGCAGUGGAUGGACUGGACCGACUGACUGACAAUCCAAAACCUCUAUCAGGGAAUGUGAAACUGUACAGCACAGAAAACUUCACUGAACAACUUUCAGCUUUUAUAGUCUUUUUUUGUUGUUGUUUUUUAAUGUCUUGUUUUAUACAGAAUGUACAGAUUUAUACAUAGUCACUUUUGGUCUUUGCUACAAAUAAAGAAAUGCUAU
This is a messenger RNA of Megalops cyprinoides (Indo-Pacific tarpon), 1841 nucleotides long. RefSeq names its product high affinity cGMP-specific 3',5'-cyclic phosphodiesterase 9A-like. The record is from RefSeq and is a predicted model, not a curated record. Lineage: Eukaryota; Metazoa; Chordata; Actinopteri; Elopiformes; Megalopidae. Gene Ontology annotation, molecular function: 3',5'-cyclic-GMP phosphodiesterase activity. Gene Ontology annotation, biological process: cGMP catabolic process. The transcript has 20 exons.